AUGCGACAGAUCGCGCACGGAAUCUCGCUUCUCGCAGGCAGCGGCAAAGUCGCUCCCGAAUCCCGAAUUCCGAAUUCCGAUUUACUCUCACACGCCUCAGUCCCCCUCUUUCGCCUUCUCGUCCUCCACGCUGCCUUGAGUCGGCGCUGCUGCUUCCGGGUCGCCAUCCAUCUUGCUGCGGUUGGGACCUCGGUGAAUGGGAAUCCGCAGUUUCAACGCCAAAUUCCAACUGAUGAAGGGGGGAUGAAGGCAGCACCAUGCGUGUCAAGCUGGACGAUGAUUGUCCCCCAAAGGCGUGGAAGUGCGGGCGGGAUGUGCUGGACUCUAGUGGUGAGUUGUGGUUACACACGACACGACCUCAGAGGCCAGGAGGGCAAGCGGUAA
Closterium sp. Naga37s-1 is the source of this 384-nucleotide messenger RNA. The record is from the annotation of a GenBank genome assembly. Lineage: Eukaryota; Viridiplantae; Streptophyta; Zygnematophyceae; Desmidiales; Closteriaceae.